Molecule: messenger RNA, 1628 nt
Organism: Caenorhabditis elegans
Lineage: Eukaryota; Metazoa; Nematoda; Chromadorea; Rhabditida; Rhabditidae
Gene: H34I24.2
Product: CUB domain-containing protein
Exons: 6
Coding region: 128-1504 (458 amino acids)
Source: RefSeq, marked reviewed
AGUACAUUUUUGGAUGGGGAGCAAACAUAAAUCAUUCAAUUCGACGCCCUUUUUAAGCUGAUAAGGCAAAUUUCUAAAUUUUCGGCAGUAUCACUUCUGUUUCUACACAGGCUUCUUGUCGCUAGAAAUGAAAUUCCGGUUUUUGGCGUUAUGUGUUGGGUUACUAUUAGCCACAUUGGUUAGUGGCAAUGGAGACCCGGGAGCCUCAAAUUCUUCAUCGGUAGCAACAACCGUCGCAGCUUCUCCCUCAACAGACGCUUCCUCAUCAGCAGCACCAUCCCAGGCUCCAGCUUCUCCAACUUCCGUUGACCCAUCUGCCACUACUCAAGCAGCCGCAUCCUCUGGAGCACCCGUAUCUACAGUAUCCCCAUCGUCCGGAGCAACCACUGCCGAGCCAUCAAGCUCUUCGGCGGCUCCAGUGACCUCUGGAGGGUCUACUGUAUCAGCUGGACCAACUACACCAGCACCGCUUCCAAAUGUGACGUACAGUCUUUUGCAGUUCUCCUCUCCGGUAUGCGUGGAUGCUUCUUGCACCUACACUUUCAAUGCUCCUGGCAACAACCAAGUCCUUCUCGCCACUGAUCAAUCUGCUGUCGCCACAGAGCGCACCCAAUUCUCAGGUCUUCAAGGUCAGGCCAGUGAUAAGGAUAAGGCUGUGAAGGAGGCCAAUGAUGAGGCAGUUCAAAAGAUUAAGGAUCUUCAAGCCCUACUGGAUAGUAUUCAAAAAAAUUUGAACGCGAUUCAAAAUAAUAUCAUAGUGAUCACAAAUCAGCAAAAUGACGCGCAGACUACUCUGACGUUUGUGGAGAAGUUUAUCGGUCAGGUGAACUCGGCGCAGGGCAAUUGUCUAUAUCAGAGAUGUUUGAAGCCGACAACUCCAGCACCACCAACCACCUCAACUGCUCCACCACCAACAACUACUCCAAAUCCAUGUUUGGCAUUUAAUUGCACAGGAAGCGGGCCAUGCCAAUUGGAUAGUCUCAACAGACCAUACUGCACAAAUUGCCCGGGAGAUAUGGACGGAUACACUCAGUGCCAGCAAGUUGCCUGCUCAGCCGCUGGAACUAACUUCACCAUUGGCACAAAUAAUAGAGGAGUUUGGUACUCCCCUGGCUACAACUCCAACAAUACAAACUCCUCAGUUGUUCCAGCCAACUCUAACUGUAUCUAUAAUCUAACUGGAUAUUACCAAGUUAACCAAACCAGUGGGGCUCCUGAACUGAAUCUAAACUGUCUGGCGUCUUCAAACGUUGAGUUCUAUUUUUUGAAUUCGGAUGGUUUUAAAACGCCACUCACAAGUGGAAGUUCUGCUAGAGUGAUUAAUAACGCGUUGGGCAAGAUGAAAACUGGUGGACAGAUUGUUAUAACAUCGACAAGCUUGGACGCCUCUUAUUGUGUGCUUCCGUUGGCUCUGCAACCAGCUACAACUUCGAAACCCGAGUUCGAGGAGUCGGAGGUUGCAAAGAAGUCCAAUGGUUUCUUCAAUUGGCUUAUGGGAUAUUAAUUAUUCACAACUGUUUAAUGAAUGAAUAUAUAGCACAUUCACAAUUAGUACAACAGUUCAGACCUCUGAGCAGUAUUUAUUCAUUUUUAAACGACAAUUUCUAUCGUGAAAAAAAAAUUACGAC